This is a messenger RNA of Pipistrellus nathusii (Nathusius's pipistrelle), 2151 nucleotides long. The record is from the annotation of a GenBank genome assembly. Lineage: Eukaryota; Metazoa; Chordata; Mammalia; Chiroptera; Vespertilionidae.
AUGAUGCAGGAAUCUGCGACAGAGACAAUAAGCAACAGUUCAAUGAAUCAAAAUGGAAUGAGCACUCUAAGCAGCCAAUUAGAUGCUGGCAGCAGAGAUGGAAGAUCAAGUGGUGACACCAGCUCUGAAGUAAGCACAGUGGAACUGCUGCAUCUGCAACAACAGCAGGCUCUCCAAGCAGCGAGACAACUUCUCUUACAGCAGCAAACCAGCGGACUAAAAUCUCCAAAGAGCAGUGAUAAGCAGAGACCACUGCAGGUACCCGUGUCGGUGGCCAUGAUGACUCCCCAGGUCAUUACCCCCCAGCAGAUGCAGCAGAUCCUGCAGCAGCAAGUCCUGUCCCCUCAGCAGCUGCAAGCCCUGCUCCAGCAGCAGCAGGCCGUCAUGCUGCAGCAGUCAAAAUGGUUUAUUCAGCAACAACUACAAGAGUUUUACAAGAAACAGCAAGAGCAGUUACAUCUUCAGCUUUUGCAGCAGCAGCAACAGCAGCAGCAGCAGCAACAGCAGCAGCAGCAACAGCAGCAACAACAGCAGCAGCAACAGCAGCAGCAGCAACAGCCGCAGCCGCAGCCGCCGCCGCAGCCGCAUCCUGGAAAGCAGGUGAAAGAGCAGCAGCAGCAGCAGCAGCAGUUGGCAGCCCAGCAGCUUGUCUUCCAGCAGCAGCUUCUUCAGAUGCAACAGCUCCAGCAGCAGCAGCAUCUGCUCAGCCUUCAGCGUCAGGGACUCAUCUCCAUCCCACCUGGCCAGGCGGCGCUUCCUGUGCAAUCGCUGCCUCAAGCUGGCUUGAGUCCUGCGGAGAUUCAGCAGUUAUGGAAAGAAGUGACUGGAGUUCACAGCAUGGAAGACAAUGGCAUCAAACACGGAGGGCUAGACCUCACCACUAACAACUCCUCCUUGACUACCUCCCCCACCACUUCCAAAGCCUCCCCCCCAAUCACCCAUCACUCCAUCGUGAAUGGACAGUCUUCGGUUCUGAACACAAGGCGAGACAGCUCGUCGCACGAGGAGACUGGAGCCUCUCACACUCUCUACGGCCAUGGAGUCUGCAAAUGGCCCGGCUGUGAAAGCAUUUGUGAAGAUUUUGGACAGUUUUUAAAGCACCUUAACAAUGAGCACGCACUGGAUGACCGGAGCACGGCGCAGUGCCGAGUGCAAAUGCAGGUGGUCCAGCAGCUAGAGAUACAGCUUUCUAAGGAACGAGAACGUCUCCAAGCGAUGAUGACCCACUUGCACAUGCGGCCCUCAGAGCCCAAACCGUCUCCCAAACCGCUAAAUCUGGUGUCUAGUGUCACCAUGUCGAAGAACAUGUUGGAGACAUCCCCACAGAGCUUACCUCAAACCCCUACCACACCAACGGCCCCAGUCACCCCGAUUACCCAGGGACCCUCAGUAAUCACCCCUGCCAGUGUGCCCAAUGUGGGAGCCAUUCGAAGGCGACAUUCAGACAAAUACAACAUUCCCAUGUCAUCAGAGAUUGCCCCAAACUACGAAUUUUAUAAAAACGCAGAUGUCAGACCUCCAUUUACGUACGCCACCCUCAUCAGGCAGGCUAUCAUGGAGUCAUCUGACAGGCAGUUAACACUCAACGAAAUUUACAGCUGGUUCACGCGGACCUUUGCUUACUUCCGGCGGAAUGCGGCAACCUGGAAGAAUGCAGUACGUCAUAAUCUCAGCCUGCACAAAUGUUUUGUUCGAGUAGAAAAUGUGAAAGGAGCCGUGUGGACGGUGGAUGAAGUAGAGUACCAGAAGCGAAGGUCACAAAAGAUAACAGGAAGCCCAACCUUAGUAAAAAAUAUACCUACCAGUUUAGGCUAUGGAGCAGCUCUUAACGCCAGUUUGCAGGCUGCGCUGGCCGAGAGCAGCUUACCUCUGCUCAGCAACCCCGGCCUGAUCAACAACGCGUCCAGCGGCCUCCUCCAGGCAGUCCACGAGGAUCUCAACGGCUCCUUGGAUCACAUGGACAGCAACGGGAACAGCAGUCCGGGCUGCUCGCCUCAGCCGCACAUACAUUCAAUCCACGUCAAGGAAGAGCCCGUGAUUGCCGAGGACGAAGACUGCCCCGUGUCCUUAGUGACAACAGCGAAUCACAGUCCGGAGUUAGAAGACGACAGAGAGAUCGAAGAAGAGCCUUUAUCUGAAGAUCUGGAAUGA